GCAGGCCUUGAAGCGCCUGGUUCCAUGGCGAAUUCAAGGUACGGCUAUGUGCGCGCCUACGAGCAGCCCGAUAUCCUCCUCCCCAACACAUACAUCGUCGUGCGCAUCGACGGGAGGGGCUUUACCAAACUCACGGCGAGGUACAACUUCGUCAAGCCAAACGAUGUCCGCGCUCUGCACCUCAUGAACGCCGCCGCCGAGGCCGUCAUGAAAGAGCUGCCAGACCUCGUGUUGGCCUAUGGCCAGAGCGAUGAGUACAGUUUCGUCUUCCCCAAGGACUGUCAGCUGUUUGAGAGGAGAGCCAGCAAACUGACCACCACCAUUGUCUCGACCUUCACGGCCAACUACGUAUUCGCCUGGUCCACCUAUUUCCCGGACACUCCGCUGACGCCGCCUCUGCCUUCCUUUGACGGCCGAGCUGUGUGCUAUCCGAGCGAGGUCAAUCUGAGAGACUAUCUCAGCUGGCGGCAAGUCGAUUGCCAUAUCAACAACCUCUUCAACACCACCUUCUGGGCCCUCGUUCAGAAGGGGGGAAUGGAACGGCGUGCAGCCGAAGAGGAACUCGCCGGCACCGUCGCAGCAGAUAAGAACGAAAUCCUCUUCUCGCGUUUCGGAAUCAACUACAACAACGAGCCCGAAAUCUUCAAAAAGGGCUCCGUCUUGUACCGCGAUUUCUCCCCGGCAUCUACCCAGCCGUCGAUUACCCCGGCCAAACCUGUAGAGCCGUCCCCACUUCCACUACUAUCCCACCCUCAACCCAAGAAACUCUUACCACGUCCAAUGUCGCAACCACUCCAGAGCACCUACCCUAGCCUGUUUCAAGAUACUCCACUCCCAAUGCCUUCGGAUCCAACAACCCCACGAGGCCCGACAUUCUUGUCUACCUCAACCACACCUUCACCGCCUCCCUCAGCUCCAGACAUGUCGAUCCCGUCCUUCUCUACAUCUUCGACCGAGAAGCUCUCUCUCGCUUACCCUCAGACAUUCUUUCCUGUCUCACCCCCAUCCAACAGUUCUGGUUCCGCAGCCUCUGGUUCUACCAUGAAGUCGCCACUUCCAAGCUUGACUCCUCUCCCUCUCCCUCCUCCGACAUUGAAGCCCAGCACGCGGCCGCCACCGUCGUUGAGUCCCCCAAAUCCAACAACCCAUUCCAACUUCUCGCCGUUACCAUCCCCCAAUCCGGGCGGCCAUGAGACUUAUGCCACGAUACCUUUGCAGCAACCGUCCUCUUCGAAACGCUCCAAAAAUUCGGUUUCCCAUUCGGCGUCUGCGUCUCUUUCACGUCCCGUGACUGUUGCGGCGCCAGGCAGGCCGCUUCCCAAACGGAGUCCCAGCAUGUCGAUUCUCAACUUUAGCCCUCCUCAGAUUCCGAUUCGCAUAUCUUCCAUUCCUCUCGAUGCGCCCACACGGAAACUCUCUUUACCUUCAUCAAAGGCUUACCUGCUGAACCGUGCCGAAGAGAAGGAGAAUACUUCCCCUGGACGAGGCGAUCAUUCACGCACACCGCCAUUGCGAACUAUGAAAGAGCUACCCUCACCGCCGGCUGACGAGGACCACGUUAUCCGCGGAGCCGUCAUGGGCAGCCAACCCCAAGAAUGGAGCAUCAGCCCUACACGAGAGUCUGUGCACUUGGCGUUCGGAUCGGUCGAUGCAUCAAGAUCAUCAUACGACGCCCCACCGUCAGAGCCACCUCCGCGGUCCGCGAAGCGCAUGAGCAGUCAUUCCAGACUACACUCCGCGCCGCCAUCUUCAUCGUUCUUUGCGUCAACAAUGGCCGCCGCAGACGCGAUCCUGUCGCCACCCCUAACCUCACGCGAUGUGAACGGCGACUGGCCGCGGACCUCGACCCGCUCAACGUCUCUCUCCCCAACGUCCACUCCUCCGGCCACAUCUGUACCACCCACCCACCCACAAUCUCACUCCCAGACCCCGAGAUCCGACCCCGCCUCUCACCAACCCCCAAAAGGACCGCCGCCCCCGAAGAAGGACAGAAGCCAGUGCACGCACAACAGCACCCACCACCACAUCCACCACCCGCAGCAGCGCAGCAGCAGCAGCAGCAAGAAGAAGAACGUCGGCGGGGGCAGCAAAGUGCAGGAUCCCAUGGAGGAAGAUGGAGGGUGGCUAGCCUCUUCCUCCGCUGGCGGACCCUCCGACGGGCGGCCCGUGGAAAAAUCAAAAACCCAGCGUGAGAAGGAGCGCAAGAAGAAGAUGAAGGCAAAGGUCGUCACCGAGCAUGUCGACAUCAUCAAAGAUGGGUUUUGGGAGAAGAGGCCGUGGAUUCUGAACGGCAAGGUGGGGUGA
Periconia digitata is the source of this 2304-nucleotide messenger RNA. The record is from the annotation of a GenBank genome assembly. NCBI's taxonomy places the organism in Eukaryota, Fungi, Ascomycota, Dothideomycetes, Pleosporales, Periconiaceae.